This is a messenger RNA of Gopherus evgoodei (Goodes thornscrub tortoise), 3175 nucleotides long. RefSeq names its product E3 ubiquitin-protein ligase TRIM39-like. The record is from RefSeq and is a predicted model, not a curated record. Lineage: Eukaryota; Metazoa; Chordata; Testudines; Testudinidae. Gene Ontology annotation, molecular function: protein binding; zinc ion binding.
CAGGAAAGUCAAAGUAACCCUGUUACACUGCCCAGAGGGAGCCAUGGCCACAGACAACCUCGUGGAAAGUCUCCAGGAGGAAGCUACCUGCUCCAUAUGUCUGGAGUAUUUUAAGGACUCAAUUACUAUAGACUGUGGGCACAAUUUCUGCCGAACCUGCAUUGCCCAGUGCUGGGAGAGACCAGAUACAGACGUCUCCUACCCUCAAUGCAGAGAAACUGUGCAACAGGAAACAAACCUCAGGCUGAACAGGAAGCUGGCAAAUGUUGUAGAAAUCGCCAAACGGUUUAGUUUACAGGCAGCAAAGGGAGCAGGAGAGGAGAGGGUGUGUGGGGAACACCAGGAGACUCUGAAACUGUUCUGUGAAGAGGAUCAAACUUCUGUCUGUGUGGUUUGCCAUCUAUCCCGGGAUCACAGAGAUCACAGGGUGGUUCCCAUACAGGAAGCUGCCCAGGAGUACAAGGAGAAACUCCAGGGAGCCCUGGGCCCUCUGAGGAAGGAGCUGGAAGAGGCCCUGGCUCUGAUGUCUGCAGAGGAGGAGAAAACCACAGAAUGGCAGCCAGGUGAUGAACCCAUGGGAAAAAAAGUCUGUUCAGAUUCAUCUGCCUCUUACGGUGAAAUCCCUGCAGGGAGCGUGGGGGGUGUGAGGAAGACGCCAGCAGCAGGGAUGAGAGGAGAAGGGAAAGUGAAGAAUAGGAGAGAGAUGAUUGCAGGUGAAUUUAACAAACUGCACACACUGCUGAGAGAGGAGGAACAGCUGCUUCUGCAGAGUCUGGAGGAGGAGGAGAGGGAGACUCUGCAGAGACUACAGGAAAAUGUAACCAAACUCUCCCAGCAAAGCUCCUCUCUGCAGCAGCUGAUCACAGAGAUGGAGGAGAAGUGUCAGCAACCAGUUGUCGAGCUGCUAAAGGAUGUGAAAAGCACCUUGAGCAGGAGUGAGAAUGUGAAACUCCAGAAACCAGAAGCUGUUUCUACUGAUCUGGAGAACGUGUAUAAAAUUUCCCUUGACAUGAGGGAAGCGCUGAAGAGAUUUGGAGUGGACGUGACUCUGGAUCCAGACACGGCAAAUCCCUGGCUCGUCCUGUCUGAGGAUCGGAAACGUGUGAGACAUGGAGACAAACGCCAGGAUCUGCCCAACAACUCUGAGAGAUUUGAUUAUUGUGUCUUUGUCCUGGGCGCUGAGGGGUUCGCGGGCGGGAGGUGUUACUGGGAGGUGGAGGUGGGAGACAAGACAGGCUGGGACCUGGGGGUUUGUAGGGAAUCUGUGAACAGGAAGGGAUGGGUCACACUCUCACCUGAGGAUGGAUUCUGGGCCAUAUGGCUGAGGGAUGGGGGAUACAAGGCCCUAACCUCCACCCCGACCCCCCUCCCCAUGAGCGUCAGGCCCAGCCGGGUGGGGAUUUUCCUGGACUAUGAGGCGGGCGAGGUCUCGUUUUACAAUGUGACUGACAGGUCCCAUCUCUACACUUUCACCGACACCUUCUCCGGGAAGCUCUGCCCUUAUUUCUGUCCCUGUAACAACGCUGGGGGUAAAAACGCGGCUCCUCUGAUCAUCUGCCCUGUCCCAGCUCAGGCCGGAGGGAAUCUCUGUCCCUGACAGUGACCCCGCGGCACAGACUGGCCCCUCCCAGCCCCGCUGCUCUUCCCGUCCCAGUGUUGGGGGUCAGUUACUGCAGCAACUGGACUUUCUGUGCUGACCGGACGCUGCCAGUUUCUUUUUUCAACUGGAGCUUCCAGUUGAAAACCGGACACCUGGGAACCCCCAGCCCCCACCUUCCCCGUCCCCUGCCCCAGGGGUAGCAGAUGGUAGGGGAUGGGGUCAUUCACUCCAGUCAGAAUUUUCUAACCCUGUGAAAUCUCAGUGUAAAAUAUGAAAGAAAAAAUAUUUUAAUUUAGAAAAUAUUGUUGAAACAAGGUGUAAAUACAAGAGUAUUUUAAUUUACAUUUCAACAGUAUCUCGAAAACAAGCAUCUAAAUAUAUUUGUAGAAAUGGAAUUAUUUACAUUUUUUUUAUUUUUCCCUCAAAUCUAUAGUCAAGUUUAACUUCUCUAAAUAAUGUCAUUUGUAUUUCAAUUGUGGAAUUUCAAGAAAUCCAAACUAUUUAUCUUAACAAAAUAAACUAUUAAAUUGUCAGACUGGGUUGUUCAGUUACAAUGUACACGUGUCAUAAACAUGACAACUACACGUGCAGCUGCUCUCUGUACUCUCUCCCCCUUCUGUCUUUAUUGUCUUUACUUGUUCUCUCUGGAUGGCAGGACACAUACAUCCACCUCCUGCACUACACUUUUAACAAUUAAUAGUUGAAAAAAUGAUAGAAUUAAUUAAGCAAUAUGUUUAAGUUAACUCACACAUGAUUAUAUAAUAAUCUUUGAACUUCUGUCAGCAUUAAUUCAUGUGAUUUACUUUCUAACUUUCAUUGGUAAUCAAGAUAUGACCCUUCCUUUCUUUUUCUUACAUCAAUUAACAAAUACAGGUCUCCAACCUCAAAUGCUCUCUUCCUAUCGAUAGAAAUCUCUUCUACAAUCUCCAGUUUUUAGUUUAUUUUUCUUAGACAUAUUAUUUGCCAGGACAAUGUACUGUCACUGUGUCAGCUAUUGAUUUCAAGUGUACUGCCAGGCUCUUCAUGUCUUGGUUAUAAGGACACAACAAAUGCAGUUUGAUAAAGAAAUAGAGAAGGGGUUGUGUUCCUUUACUGAAUCAUCACAAAUUAACGUAAUUGUAUUAAAUAUGCUGGCACUUAGUGACACAUAACAUGAAAUUUAGUGAAGCUUUUUGAUAAAACUUUCUUUUUGACCAUAAAUCAGUCGAAAGGGUGAUAUUUUUGUUGUCAUGUGAGGUUUAGAGUACAAAGAAAAUAAAGUUUCUCCAGGAAAUUCAUCACAAUUCCUCUGUGUUCUGUCCACUCCCUUCUGGAAUUCUCUGUCAAAAUAGUGACCAAUUGAUCUAAUUCCUUGAAAUUAGUGAUUGAGACUAAUUUCUUGAAGAUCUAGCUGAGCAGAGUCUGAGGGGUGGCACAUCACAUGGCAUUGCUGGGACUACUUUUUGUUUUAAACGUGAUGUGUGAUGAACAUUUUCAAUGUAAUAUUUCAGUUUUGAAGAUUUAUUCACAAUAUGCCAUCCAUGGCAGAGUGCCCUAAACGUCCCUUGAUUAUUUGAAAAUAAAUACCCUAAAAUU